Molecule: messenger RNA, 2010 nt
Organism: Letharia columbiana
Lineage: Eukaryota; Fungi; Ascomycota; Lecanoromycetes; Lecanorales; Parmeliaceae
Exons: 2
Coding region: 1-2010 (669 amino acids)
Biological process (GO): cellular response to oxidative stress
Cellular component (GO): cytoplasm
Source: RefSeq, a predicted model, not a curated record
AUGGCAGACAGCGAGAACCCACUGCUCAAGGCGUUGCCACCAGAGACAGACUACCUCUCCUACCUCACCAUCCUCGAGUACAAUCUCACGGCCGAGCAGCUCCCUACUCUACACGACAUCCUUCAAGACACCACACUUACUGCCAACAUUGGAUGGGAUCUGGUCCACUUGUUGCUUCCCCUGCUUCCUGCGUCACAUCAAUGUAUACAGGAUGUAGCACGUUUAGGCAAUCCGAGGGAGGUGGUGUUAAAGGUGACUGAACUCUUGGAAGCAUUCGGAGAAGAAGAGGAAGCGGAGGACGAAGAGGAGAGUGAGGACAUUGAGGAAUUAGAAAAGCUGAAAGAGCCUGGAGUAAGUGAAGACGAUGCCCGUGAGGAUGAUGUUCAAGAUGGCGAGAAUGUGGCCGCAGAAUUCACCACUUCUGAAGGGCCGUCUAGGCCUCCAUCAAAGGGCGUCAAAUUCACAGCUUUACUCGAGAUGCUUUCAGUUCUCCACCCGCGCAUCAAGACCAAAUACCCAAGUCGCUUCCUAUCGACAUCCCUACAGGCCAUUCUACCAGCCUACUCGCAAGUAGCUAGGACUACGGAAGCAACAGAAGCCGUGUUAGGAUUCAUCAAGGCUCUGUCUGGAACCAGGAGGCCUAAGUUGCCGCCUCGGAAGAGUAGCGUCAUGAUACCUACACAAGCAACUCCUGUCUCUGCGCCUGAUCCGGAAGGCCAAGACGAAGCUUUGGGGGUGGACGAGAAAGGUUUGCAGUCUCGACUGUUGCAGUCCUUCCUAACCUACGUUACCGAAGCCUACAUGAGUUCAACUGCGCUGGAUGAGGAUGUCCCGGGUCUGGCCUGGUCUAGCAGAUAUCAAGAGGAGCUACAUCCUGAGAAAAUUAUUCCGGGACGGCGGACGUACGGUAGUCUGUUCGUGGAGGAAGAGCAUCUGCAUGAACGAGACACGAUCACGGGCCAUAUCCUGUCACUCGCUCGAGACCUCAAGCUUGGUGCAGAAGAAUUGCUCUCGACCAUCACAAAGCCAGAUGAAUUAGACUUGGAUGAAGAGCAGGAGCUCCCAUCUUCCGCAUCUGACGUUCCCUUGUCGAAGACAGGCUCGAUGUUCAUCUUGGCAACAAUGGCAGCCUCAUCCACCCUUUUCGACGCUCCAGCAUCUUUGCCAUCUUUAAGCCUCGUUCCAGACUUCGCAGGCAUACUCGCAAGCUCGCUCGGUGAUUCGGCGACUGGCAGUACUGGGGCAGAAUCAGAACCACUCAUCGAUGCAGUCCUCUUCCUAGGUUUCCUCAUCAUCGGUUCGCAACCAAAUGUCCCGGCGGGAGCUGAUAAUGACCACGUUUUCAACAAUGUUCUCCAACGACUUUCUCUGCUUUCCGCAAAUAUGCCAUCUCCUGUCCUACGAUACCAUGCCCACCUCCUGACAUCAACGAUACUCCAUCUCAAUCCUUCAGAAGACUCCCGUCUGGCAUUCAUACGAGAUACACUGGAGCACUGCCCCUUCGAAAAUCUCAAAGCAAGCGCCAUCGGCUGGUUGAAGGAUGAGAUACUUGCGGCUGAGAAAGCUGAACGGAGCAAGGACGAGCCGGAUGCAGAGGAUUCAAUAUUCGCAACAUCCGCUGCGCUGAACAGCCUUGCACCGUUCAUCUUUCCGAACCCGGAGAAGCUUAUGGAAGGCCAAUCUAUUACGGGCAGCUAUGCCACGUUUCAGGCACAUCAGCCGUUCUAUCUCGCUGUCCUCAACCUUCUCUAUCUACUCCUCUCGUCUACCACACUAUCUAGCCGUCUACAAAUGGCCGAAGUAGCGAAGCAGAACGAAUUACCCAGGUUUCUGGACUCCCUAUUGCAAGCUGCGAAGAAAUUUCAGAGUAGCCUCUCAAACGACGAAUUGGAGUAUGGAGAUGAGCAAGGAAGGAACGACGGGUUUUUAGUUAUGGAGCUUAUGGAGAUGGCAGUGGGGCAGGCUCAGCAUGCACUUUCGAAAGUUGGAAUGAAGGACCUGGAAGCUUGA